GGAACCUAUAAUUUUUGUUAAUAUUAACGAUCCUGAUUUUCCUAUGAGUACAUUCACAAUGGAAAAUCAUAAUAUUGGGGUUUAUUCGAAUGUGUGCAUUAAUUUUCCAGUCAUUGAAAUUACUUAUAGAGCUGAACAAUUAGAAUGUUUUUCAAAAAGUACAGAUGACAAAGUAUAA
Molecule: messenger RNA, 178 nt
Organism: Funneliformis geosporum
Lineage: Eukaryota; Fungi; Glomeromycota; Glomeromycetes; Glomerales; Glomeraceae
Source: the annotation of a GenBank genome assembly